Molecule: messenger RNA, 2156 nt
Organism: Serpula lacrymans var. lacrymans S7.9
Lineage: Eukaryota; Fungi; Basidiomycota; Agaricomycetes; Boletales; Serpulaceae
Exons: 5
Coding region: 52-1953 (633 amino acids)
Molecular function (GO): protein binding
Source: RefSeq, a predicted model, not a curated record
GAUGCGUGCUCCUUCAUCAUAUACAUCCAAGUCUUUGCUUAUUCUUGAGCGAUGGCCCGCCAUUCUUCGCUGUUGGCGUCGCCCUCGCCCUCAAAUAUUGUACCAACAAAUGUUACCAUAGGACAUGUGCAGUUGCGAGAUCUCAUAAUCUGCCCUAGGGAAAGAGGCAUUGUCAAUUAUGUGCAGGGACUUUCCAUCGUUGAGCAUGAUUUGAAUGUUCCAGGUUCGGCGCCUCGUAGCAUUGCCGAUCUCUCAUUUAAUCCGAAUACCAUCACUUCUCUACAGAUUUCGGGGAAGGAUGCGACAUUGCUUGCUGCAGGUGGUCAGGACGCUGAGAUUCAUCUGUCCCUCCAUGCCUCAUCCUCGCCAUCUCAAAGCAGACACAGACAGCGCUCUCGAAACCUAUUGUGGAAUUAUUAUCGCCAACUACCUGGUUCAAUCAAUAAUUCAGUGCUCCUCACCUCACUCAGUCUAUCCAGAUCACACGAAAGCAGUGUGGAGCCAAGGCUGGUAGUCAGCAACAACGAUUGCUCUGUAAAAUUUUACGACAUCCCCAUGAGCGGUCAGACCUCCCCAAAAGACAUAUAUCAAGUCGGUCAGCUAUUAUUAGAUGUGCCAGUAAAUCACUCUUCAAUAUCACCCGAUGGUAGAACUCUACUUUCGGUUGGAGACUCACCACAGAUAUAUCUCCACCAGCUUAAUGGUGGAUCACGUAUCAAAUUUACUCCCAUCAUGUCGCUUUCUGUUCCUCCUCCUGAUGUCAAUCUGCACUCAUCCUCCGCACUAGCCGCAUCGUUCUCGACAGCAUUCUCAGGUGAUGGGAUGAAAUUUGCUGUAGCCUCACAGGAAGGAGUUGUUGCGGUAUGGGACGUGCGGAGUAGCAAGCCUCUCAAAGUUCUACAAACGGAUAAGUCUCGAUUGUCUAGUGGAUUAUUAGGUAAUGGAAGUGCGGGCGGCUGGUUGAGUGACGAUCCAUCGGAUUGGACAAGGGGAGGGUCGCGGGCGCCUGGGUGGGGUGUGAGAAGUGUCAAGUUUGGAUCUGGAGGCUUAAAUGGUCAACGUGGUCGCGAGUUGAUGACCUUUACAGAGCACACGUGUUUCCUCCACGUUGUCGAUGCUCUCACCUUUGAAACUGAAGAAGUAAUCCAUGUACCUGGCAUUCCUGGCCGCCGGAAUACUCUUCAUUCGCCCGCGGUUCAGCCGCCAAUCGUCAUUCAGCCUCCACCGACAUCGCCGCCGAGGCAAGCAUCUGAUUGGACUCGGGCGGUUGUGUCACUUGAGGAGGCUUUUCGUGUCUCUACUGCAGGUAGCCCUAGUCGUGUAUCAUCUUCUAGAUGGCGCGCUGCACAGCAUUCAAUGAGGCGGAAUGAUGAUGAUUCAGAUAGCGUCGUGAUUAUACCGCCGUUAGGUGAUGUUGUGGCCGAGAACGAUGUGAGAAGCUUGCUAACGCGCCAUGGGGUUCGGUCGCGACAUCCUAAUGGAUUUGCUGUGCGUCCACCGCCACCGUUGUCAGGAGGCCAUAGUGGCGGUGGUGAUCAUGAGAUAUAUGGUGACUAUCAUACGGAUUAUGAUGAUAACCGUGACCGGGAGGCCGGUGACUUAGAAAUGGAAGUGGAUGAACUCGAGUCGGACUGCCUUUCGUCGCACACACCUUCGAGGUCUUCGUCACCAUCUCCUUCUGUACAUCUUCCCAUGCAAACUUCUCCAAUACCUGUGUCUUCACCCUCACGUAUAGCCCCAACACCACACCAUCACCGACAUCAUGGUCGGUCACGUCGUCGAACGAUAACACGGGAUGACUUUGUUGAACGGCAAGACUACGAUUUGGAUCUUGCCGGGACGUGUUUUGACCCAUCUGGGGGAUAUAUCUAUGUUGCAGGUGUGGAUAGCAUAUCUGAGUGGGCUGUGAGAGGGGCGGACAAGCGAUGGUGGUGCGAAUCUGCGUGGAUGUAACGGACGAGACUGGUUUAUAAAGAGAUUCUCCAUAUUAUCCCUUUCCUUGUGUUCUGGUAUUUCUACUGGAGGAGCAGGCUUCAUUACUGUAUCUGCAUGCAUUUGCUGUUCACCUUGUGUCUGUACUAAUAUUUGGGUGCGAUAAUGUUGUUAUUCUCGACUCAUGUACAUGUUGCUGUAGCACCAACCACUGUUUAACCGAU